This is a messenger RNA of Morchella importuna, 888 nucleotides long. RefSeq lists its product as uncharacterized. Bases 1 to 888 code for a protein of 295 amino acids. Lineage: Eukaryota; Fungi; Ascomycota; Pezizomycetes; Pezizales; Morchellaceae. The transcript is spliced from 7 exons. Gene Ontology annotation, molecular function: NAD binding; oxidoreductase activity, acting on the aldehyde or oxo group of donors, NAD or NADP as acceptor. The record is from RefSeq and is a predicted model, not a curated record.
AUGGUUGUCAACGUUGGAAUUAACGGUUUCGGACGUAUCGGACGUAUUGUCUUCCGUAAUGCCGUCGAGCACGACGACAUCAACGUCCUCGCCAUCAACGACCCCUUCAUUGACCCCAAGUAUGCCGUCUACAUGCUCAAGUACGACUCCGCCCAUGGUAACUUCAAGGGUGAGGUCUCUUGCUCUGAGGCCGGUGACUUGAUCGUCAACGGAAAGACCAUCAAGAUGUACCAGGAGCGCGACCCUGCAAACAUCCCAUGGGCCCAGGCUGGUGCUGAGUACAUCGUCGAGUCCACUGGUGUCUUCACCACCAUUGACAAGGCCUCUCUUCACUUGAAGGGUGGUGCCAAGAAGGUCAUCAUCUCUGCUCCCUCUGCCGAUGCCCCCAUGUUCGUCUGCGGUGUAAACCUCGAGAAGUACAACAAGGACAUCAACAUUCUUUCCAACGCUUCUUGCACCACCAACUGCUUGGCUCCUCUCGCCAAGGUCCUCAAUGACAACAGCACCGGUGCCGCUAAGGCUGUUGGCAAGGUCAUCCCCGAGUUGAACGGAAAGCUCACCGGAAUGUCCAUGCGUGUCCCCACCCAGAACGUCUCUGUUGUUGAUCUUACCGUCCGUCUUGAGAAGCCCGCUUCCUACGAAGCUAUCAAGACCGCCGUCAAGGAGGCCGCUGCUGGCCCUCUCAGCGGUAUCCUCGCCUACUCCGAGGAUGAACUCGUCUCCAGCGAUCUCAACGGAAACAACCACUCCUCUAUCUUCGACGCUAAGGCCGGUAUCUCUUUGAACGACCACUUCGUCAAGGUCGUCUCCUGGUACGACAACGAAUGGGGUUACUCUCGCCGUGUCCUUGACCUCAUCUCUUACAUCUCCAAGGUCGACUGCGCUUAA